AUGACGAAUCCUACAGCUACUCUUGAGGUUGGUUCGGACGGCGUCGCCAUCAUCACGCUCACAAAUCCUCCUGUGAACGCUCUCCAUCCGGCAGUGCUCAACGCUCUGUUCAAUUGCCUGCGCGAAGCCCACUCGCGGCAGGAUGUCAAGGCCAUCGUGGUGACCGGGGCCAAGGGCAGGUUCAGCGCCGGGUUUGACAUCAACCAGUUUGCCAAGUCUGGCGGCGGCGGCAUUGACAGCAGGAUCAAUGACAACUUCUGCGCGCUGCUGGAGAGCGGGCCCAAACCGACGGUGGCGGCUGUGGAGACCAUGGCCCUUGGCGGCGGCCUGGAGGUCGCGAUGGCCUGCAAUGCGCGCCUCUGCACCCCUGGCACAAAGGUGGGGCUGCCAGAGCUGCAGCUGGGAAUUCUGCCGGGGUUCGGCGGCACGCAGCGGCUGCCGCGGCUGGUGGGCCUGCAGACGGCGGCGCAGAUGAUGCUGACGAGCGCGCCCAUCAAUGACAAGAAGGCCGCCAAGCUGGGCCUCGUCGACGGCGUGGUCCCCAAGGAGAAGCUGCUGGCGGCCGCGCGCGCAUGGGCCUCCGAGAUUGCCGCCGGCACCAAGCCCCGCAACUUCUCCCUCUAUAGGACGGACAAGCUGGAAUCCCUGGGAGAGGCGCUGCCGAUCCUGGAGUUUGCGCGUGCGGAGACGCAGAAGCGCGCCCCCCACCUCACCCACCCGCUGCUGUGCCUGGACGCCAUCCGCGUCGGCAUCGAGGAGGGCGGCCUCGCAGGCCUCAAGCAGGCACGCAUAUGCACACCCAACUUUUGUGCAGAGUCUGUGGCCUUUAACAAGGCAGCCUCCCUGGACACGCACAAGGCCCUCGUCCACAUCUUCUUCGCACAGCGUGCCACCAAAAAGGUGAAGGGGAUUACGGAUGGCGGUCUGAAGCCACGGCGCAUCAAGAAGAUCGCGGUGCUGGGUGGUGGCCUCAUGGGGUCCGGCAUUGCCACCGCCAGCGCGCUCGCAGGCAUUGAAGUCAUUGUCAAGGAGGUCAACCAGAAGUUCCUCGAGGGAGGCAUGGCCAGGAUAAAGUCCAACCUGGCGAGCCGCGUGAAGAAGGGCAAGAUGACCCAGGAGGCGGCCGACGCUGUCUUUGCGCGCGUGAAGGGCGCCCUCGACUACAAUGACUUUGCCUCCGUCGACAUGGUGAUCGAAGCGGUGAUCGAGGACGUGGGCCUGAAGCAGCGCAUAUUCGCGGACCUGGAGCGCGUGUGCCGCCCGGACGCCAUCCUGUCGUCCAACACGUCCACCAUCGACAUUUCUCUGAUAGGUGCCAAGACUCGCGCGGCCGAGCGCAUCGUGGGCGCGCACUUUUUCUCGCCCGCCCACAUCAUGCCCCUGCUCGAGAUCGUGCGCACCGACAAGACCUCCCCCCAGGUGAUUCUGGACACGCUGGAGUAUGGCAGCGCGAUCAAGAAGACGCCGGUGGUGGUAGGCAAUUGCACGGGCUUUGCGGUGAACCGCGUGUUCUUCCCCUACACGCAGGCGGCCUGCCUCCUGGUCGACAUGGGCCUGGACCCCUACAAGAUCGACAUGGCCAUCUUCGCUGGCUUCGGCAUGCCCAUGGGGCCCUUCAGGCUGAGCGAUCUGGUGGGCGCUGACAUCGGGCUGCAUGUGGGCAAGAAUUUCCUGGACUCCUUCCCGGAGCGCACCUACCCGGCGCACCUGAUCGUGAAGCUGAACGAGGCCAAGCGCCUGGGCGAGAAGACCGGCUCCGGCUUCUACGCGUACGACGCGCGCCGCAAGGCCAAGCCCGACCCCUCCCUCGCCCCCAUCGUCGAGGCCUCCCGCAAGGCGGCGGGCCUGUACAAGGGCGGCAAGCCGCCGCCAAUGAGCCCACAGGACAUUAUCGAGUUCAUAUUCUUCCCGGUCGUGAACGAGGGCUGCCGCGUCAUCGCAGAGGGCAUCGUGGACAAGCCUGCUGACCUGGACGUCGCCACCGUCCUCUCCAUGGGCUUCCCCGCCUACAGGGGCGGGCUGAUAAAGUGGGCGGACCUUAUAGGACCGGCGCGAGUGGCGGAGCGGCUGAACGGUUGGGCUGCGCAGUUUGAGGCGAGCGGCUUGGCCGGCUUCUUCAAGCCCUGCGACUACCUCGCCAACGCCGCGCGCACCGGCACCCAGCUCGGCGCCGGCGUCGCCCCCGGCUCGCGCAUGUGAGGCGGCCACUAUCGUGACCUGCCGAGUCUAACAAGCGCAGCACCACCCUGUGUAAUAAUGGGACCUCGGGACUGCGAAGACCUUUGUGCGAGACAUGUUGUCUGCUGGAAGGGCAGAUGCCUGGGGUGAAUCGGCAAGCAGGGGCCUCCACUCGGCUGAGCCAGCAGCAGCCUAUAUACUGUGCUUGUGCUGUUGCGCAGUC
Molecule: messenger RNA, 2401 nt
Organism: Coccomyxa subellipsoidea C-169
Lineage: Eukaryota; Viridiplantae; Chlorophyta; Trebouxiophyceae; Coccomyxaceae
Product: putative glyoxysomal fatty acid beta-oxidation multifunctional protein
Exons: 14
Coding region: 1-2199 (732 amino acids)
Biological process (GO): fatty acid beta-oxidation
Cellular component (GO): peroxisome
Molecular function (GO): (3S)-3-hydroxyacyl-CoA dehydrogenase (NAD+) activity; NAD+ binding
Source: RefSeq, a predicted model, not a curated record